This is a messenger RNA of Eurypyga helias (sunbittern), 442 nucleotides long. It is a transcript of the gene CCDC124, whose product is annotated as coiled-coil domain containing 124. Lineage: Eukaryota; Metazoa; Chordata; Aves; Eurypygiformes; Eurypygidae. The record is from RefSeq and is a predicted model, not a curated record. Gene Ontology annotation, cellular component: nucleus. The transcript has 2 exons. The annotation marks the transcript as partial. Gene Ontology annotation, biological process: transcription by RNA polymerase II. Gene Ontology annotation, molecular function: transcription coactivator activity.
AUGCGUAGGGAUGGAGGUGACCGAGUCCUUUCUCCCUUCCAGGAGGAGAGGGAGAAGCGGCGGCUGGAGCAGCUGGAACGCAAGAAGGAGCUGCAGCGUCUGCUGGAGGAGGAAGACUCGAAGCUGAAAGGGAAGUCGCCCAAGCAGGUCACGCCCGGCAAAGUCACCAGGGCCCAGAUCGAGGAGACAAUCCGAAAGGAGCAGCAGCAGAAGGAGAAUGCGGAUACAGCGGAGAAGGAGAAGACUCACUUGGAGGUCCCCUUGGAAGAGAACCUCAACAGAAGGGUGCUGGAGGAAGGGUCAGUGGAGGCCCGGACGAUCGAGGACGCCAUCGCCGUCCUCAGGUGCGUGACCGGAGCUCGACGCCGCGCGACUCACCCCGACCGCAAGACCAGGACGCGGCCCCUGCCCCGUCGUGCCCUGGAGCUGAAGUGGGCAGGGG